This is a messenger RNA of Brassica oleracea var. oleracea, 861 nucleotides long. Its product is annotated as pre-mRNA-processing-splicing factor 8-like. The coding region runs from base 1 to 861 and encodes 286 amino acids. Lineage: Eukaryota; Viridiplantae; Streptophyta; Magnoliopsida; Brassicales; Brassicaceae. The record is from RefSeq and is a predicted model, not a curated record. Gene Ontology annotation, biological process: spliceosomal tri-snRNP complex assembly; mRNA splicing, via spliceosome. Gene Ontology annotation, cellular component: nucleosome; U5 snRNP; catalytic step 2 spliceosome. The transcript is spliced from 4 exons. Gene Ontology annotation, molecular function: U2 snRNA binding; U5 snRNA binding; U6 snRNA binding.
AUGUCGAGCAACAACGAUGCUACGUCAUCAUCUCUUCAAAACUAUGGUGAAAUAUUCACCAGUCAAAAUAAAUGGUUUGUUGACGAUACCAAUGUCUACCAUGUCACAGUUAACAAUUUGUUUGAUGGAAAUUUAACAACUACGCCGACCAAUGGUGCAGUUUUUAUUUUAAAUCCAAGAACUGGACAUCUAUACCUCAAGGUUAUCCAUGCAACUGUUUGGGCCGGUCAGAAGCUCCUAGGCCAGGUGGCGAAACGGAUAACUGCUGAAGAGGUUGCUGCGCUUGUGAGGACUCUCCCCGUUGAAGAAGAGCCGAAACAAAUCAUUGUUACUCGAAGCGAGUUUCAGCUUCCGUUCCACGCUUGUCUUAAGAUUGAGAAACUUGGUGAUGUGGUUUCGAAGGCGACAGAAUCGCAGAUGGUUUUGUUCAAUGUCUAUGAUGAUUGGCUGGAGAGUGUUUCUCCGUAUACCGCCUUUUCGAGACUCGUUCUGAUCCUACGUGCGCUUCAUGUGGAUAACGACAAGGCUAAGAUGUUGUUGAAGCCAGACGAGUCUGUUGUCACUGAGCCGCAUCACAUCUGGCCCUCACUCACUGAUUUCCAAUGGAUGACGGUGGAGGUAGCACUAAGAAAUCUCAUCCUUUCUGAGUACGCAAAGAAGAACAACGUGAACGCAUGGGAUCUGACGCUUUUUCAGUGGGGUCGUACUCACCGUCAACUCAAGGCAAGAGUUUCAGCGCAUGGGAGAGUUGGUGCCACUGCUGCUGUCUACACGGAAUCGGUUUUGGAAUACUUAACUGCAGAAGAUGUUGAGUUGGCUGGAAACGCCAGCAAAGAUCUGAAAAAAGUUCAAGAUGAUUGA